Drosophila mauritiana is the source of this 2707-nucleotide messenger RNA. RefSeq names its product testis-expressed protein 9. The transcript is spliced from 3 exons. NCBI's taxonomy places the organism in Eukaryota, Metazoa, Arthropoda, Insecta, Diptera, Drosophilidae. The record is from RefSeq and is a predicted model, not a curated record. The coding region runs from base 1451 to 2596 and encodes 381 amino acids.
GCGGUGGCCGCGGUGUCGCUGCCAGUUUUUCAGCCCCAACACGUCGUCCAGCUGAGCUGCACUUGAUGACCGGCGGGACUGGCGGCCACGCUCCGCUGGCUCCCUUUAAUACACCUACGGCCGCGGGUCCAGAUUGUCUUUCUAAUGAGUGCGGCAUAAUUAGAGGGUCGGGCGGCGGUCUUCCCAUAUCGCAAGUGUGCACAAAGAGAAACAUUGGGCUGGAAACCUCAACAGAAAACCAUAUACUCCCUAGCUAAGGUUUUUAAAUUUAAAUAUUUUUUAUGUUUGCUUGUGAUUCAAAUUUAUAAAACUGCUUUGACUAGAAGCACUCUAGACUAAGAUUCCAAGUAUCCAGCUGGUGUCUAAGUUUCUUUGGAGCCCCUCCGGGCCAGCGUCAUGAUUUUGGCCACAGCUGUGCGCUCGCAACUGGAAGUCAGGUUCUGCUCAAACUUGGCAGCAGAUCGGUGCAAUUAUGGCCAGUGUGUGGGCUGUCACCAGAACACCUUGAUGACGGCAUAUAUGGCCACUGGUGGGGCUGACUGCUUGGACUGACGAGGCUUCUCUGUGGAACACAUGCUGCUCUUCUUUUGUUUUACUCGGGAGGCACAUAAAUCUUGAACUUGCCUCUACAUUCUGUGAACCCAGCGCCCUUGCAACCUCGAAAUUCCAGGUGCGAGUACAGGUAGCUGUGACACCUCGGAGACCUCGAAUUGUUGUUAUUUUCUGCCGUAUUUCCCUUGAAGCGGCCCGGUGCUGUUUAUACUUUAGUUCUACCAAUAUUUAUGAUUAUUAUGCGUGUUCCUCUGUUUCGGUUCUACGGGUGUGGGGAAAACUUGGAUGAAGUGGACGAAUUAUUCUUUUGAGACGUGAGAGAAUUCUCUAAGGACCCUCAAUCAUCACCUUUUGGCAUUAAAAGUACUUUACAUAAAUUAAAUAUAAACAUAGUUUUAAGAAUGAAGAAUAAUUUAUUAUAAGCCAAUUUAUUGGUAAGCCAAAACAGCUAAGUUACAUCAUGCAAGCUCUAAACAGCAUAGGCUGGCCACCUCGUUGUGUGAACCACUCUGGUCGCGGAUAAUAAAUUCCUUAAUUCCUCCAUCCGUCAAAAAGGGGAAGUCCAAGCAACAGUCGUCGGGGGGACAAUCGAACAAACCGAAAACCACCCCAUUGAACAGCAACAGGACAUGGAGUUCCGGAGGGACCAGGCCGAUUCCCAGAAGGCGGCCGGGGGGAAUCAGGACUACGUAGCCCGGGGUAACUGUCAAUGUUUGGCGUCCGGAAAAUGUAUGAACUCCAGCCGAAUUUAUAGUAUUAACCUUGAUAUAGCCGUGUGGAGCUACUAGCAAAUUAAGUCUGAGAAAAAUUCAAUGUGUGUAGAUUGUCCAGGUCAUUUAUCAAAUCACAAUCGUUGCUGCAAGAAACUUAGCUACCGUCCUCACAUCGACCCACCGUAAUGGCCGAGCUUUUGUCCCGCGAGAAGGAACUCUUUAAGAUAAACCAGGAGCUGAAUCUCCUGACCCUCAGUCCAGCUGCCGAGGCCAUGUAUCCGGCGAAGGGGUCAUCAAAAUCCACUGCGGUGACGGUGCCGCGCUACGCUACCUUCCAGAAACAAAAGGGACCGAGCAGCCUGCUCCGGAAGAAGGGUCCUCCCACAGCGUCCACGAAGGCAGCACCGAAAGCUUCACCUGGCAGAGAGGCGGUGCCCGAUAUGAGUCUGCUGACCAAAUCCAAGCCCGCUGCCGGACCCACCUCUCCCACCCCCCGCCAUCUUUCCAAAUUUAGUACCUUUACGAAGGAUAUGAGCAGCAAGACGGCCACGUAUGUGAAGUACCGGAACCCAAACUUCAGCGAAAGUCCUUCCUUGGACGAACUACUGCGUAACGACGCUGAUGAGGCAAACCGAAAUCCAGAUGUGGUCGAAGUGGAGGUCACUCAGAAGCGAGAGAGUACAACCGUCGUCAAUGGCCAGCUCAAGAAGCAGGUCACCAAGGACAACUUUAUCAAAUUCCUCAAGGCCAAGGUGGCCAUUUUGGAAGAGGAUCACGCUCAACACGCCGGAGAGUUGACCCGACAGAAGGAGCAGCUUGAGCACGCCUUGGAAGCGCAACGCAAGUCCGAGCACCAGCGCGACCAGGCGAUCAACUCCAACAAGCACCUCUCCGAGCAACUGAUGCGGGCCGAACGGCAGAGCGAAGUUUUCACCCAGCGCCAGAAGGAGCAGCAGCUCGAGUUCAUCACCCAGCAGCGGGAGCUGGAGCUGCUGAAGCGGGAUGCCAAGGUUUCCAGGCAGACGAACAUAAACCUGGAGAACCGACUGUCCCGCCUCCAGGAGGAUGCAGACGCUGCCCGCCAGGAACUCAAGCUGCUGCGCGAGGAGCAGCGCGACCAGUUGGAGGCGCAUCGGAAGGAACUAAAGCUGCGAGACAGCCGGAUCCGGGCCCUAAAGCGCCAGCGCGGCGACCUGCUCAACGCGUACAAGAAGCAGCUCUACAUGAUCGACAACCUGAAGCGCCAGACCAUCUGUUUGGAGCAGUCGGCGGCCAUCGGAUUCGGCGAGAAGGAGUUCAACAAGGUGCUCGACUGGAAUGCCAAGACGUGAACCCUUCUGCAAUUUGAAAUCCAGCCUAGGCAAUCUAGUUUUCAAUUAUCCCGCGGUAACUCGAUUAGGCGCGCGGCAUCCUUCUGCUCGGUUGGCGAGUAUAAAAGUCGG